This is a messenger RNA of Sporothrix brasiliensis 5110, 1080 nucleotides long. Its product is annotated as histone-lysine N-methyltransferase SUV39H. The record is from RefSeq and is a predicted model, not a curated record. The transcript is spliced from 2 exons. Gene Ontology annotation, cellular component: nucleus. Gene Ontology annotation, molecular function: protein binding; histone methyltransferase activity; zinc ion binding. The coding region runs from base 1 to 1080 and encodes 359 amino acids. Lineage: Eukaryota; Fungi; Ascomycota; Sordariomycetes; Ophiostomatales; Ophiostomataceae.
AUGGGCGACCGCGAUUCAUACCGAGAGCAUUUUUUCAAUCACAACUGGAAGACUUUAAGGGCGUUUCCUACGCAUCGCCAGUACCCGGUCACCAUCGUCAACAAAACCGGCGAUGGUGCGGCACUGCCCAAGGACUUUAAAUUUAUCACACAGUCGAUCUUGACGCAGGGUGUACGUGCGGCCGAGGUGAGCUUCCGCAGCGGGUGCAGCUGCACGGAUGCGCGAGCGUGCCGUUACGACGGCUGUGAAUGUCUGUCGGACAUGCUCUGGGAAGAAGAGCCGACAAGCGACGAUGGUGACAGCGAAACAGAAACAAGGGCCAGCGGUAACAAGGUUGGCCGGCCUGCCAAGUCCGUAGGAGGAAAGCAGCAGCGUGUCAAGUUUGCCUACCACAGCCAGGGCGACAAGGCAGGACUCCUGCGCAGCCGCUACCUCGACAGCCGGGAGCCCAUCUACGAGUGCCACGAAGGGUGUGCGUGUGCGGCGAGCACGAGCACAGAGGCGGGCGGUAUUGGGGCAGACGUGUCGGACGACACGACCUGUGCCAACCGUGUCGUCGAGCGCGGCCGCCGCGUCCCGCUCCAAAUUUUCCGCACCGAAGACCGUGGCUGGGGCGUCCGUACGCUCGUCGACCUUCGAAAGGGCCAGUUUGUCGACCGCUACCUCGGUGAGAUCUUGACAGCGCGGGAGGCCAACCUCCGUCGCUCGGCAGCUACAAUGGCCCGCCGCAAAGACGUGUAUUUGUUCGCCCUCGACAAGUUUUCGGACGCCAACUCGCUCGACAGCCGCCUGGCCGGUCCGCCGCUCGAAUGCGACGGCGAGUUCCGUGCAGGCCCGACACGCUUCAUCAACCACUCGUGCAGCCCCAACCUGCGCAUCUUUGCACGCGUCGGCGACCACGCGGACAAGCACAUCCACGACCUGGCAUUUUUUGCGGUGAGCGACAUUGCUGCUGGAGACGAGCUGACAUUUGACUACGUCGACGGCAUCGUGGAUCUGGCGUCGGACGCGCGGCACCACGUUGCCGGCAUGACACCGUGUCUGUGCAAGAGUCCCAACUGCCGUAAAUUUCUGUGGUAA